Rattus rattus (black rat) is the source of this 1121-nucleotide messenger RNA. RefSeq names its product interleukin 18 binding protein (gene Il18bp). The record is from RefSeq and is a predicted model, not a curated record. Gene Ontology annotation, biological process: T-helper 1 type immune response. The transcript is spliced from 5 exons. Gene Ontology annotation, molecular function: interleukin-18 binding. NCBI's taxonomy places the organism in Eukaryota, Metazoa, Chordata, Mammalia, Rodentia, Muridae. Bases 196 to 795 code for a protein of 199 amino acids.
AUUGGUUCACAGUACAACCUGGUAGGGACUGGGAUUCCUAGUUCAGAGAGAAAGUGAAAGUGAAAAUAGUCGGGAGCUUUCCUAGAAGCUGACUGCUGCCUGCCUUCCCAGAACAAGGGCCGGCUGGCGAACGGAGUGUUACUUCCCAGAGGAAGUCACAGUUAGGUACCAGGCUUGCCUGCUUCCACAUUCAUCAUGACCAUGAGACACUGUGGCUGUGCAGCAGACCCCAGUCCUUGGUGGGUCCUGCUUCUAUAUGUCCAUGUUGUCAUUCUGGCCAGAGCCACAUCUGCACCUCUGACAACUGCCACUGUCUUAACCAGAAGCUCAAAGGACCCGUGCUCUUCCUGGUCUCCAGCAGUCCCAACUAAGCGGUACCCAACAUUGGAUGUGAUCUGGCCAGAGAAAGAAGUGCCACUGAAUGGAACGCUGACCUUGUCCUGCACUGCCUGCAGCCGCUUCCCCUACUUCAGCAUCCUCUACUGGCUGGGCAAUGGUUCCUUCAUUGAGCACCUCCCAGGCCGGCUGAGGGAGGGCCACACAAGCCGGGAGCAGAGGAACGAAAGCACCUGGCUACACAGGGCCUUGGUGCUGGAGGAACUGAGCCCCUCCCUACUAAGUACCAACUUCUCCUGUCUGUUUGUGGAUCCCGGACAGGUGGCCCAGUAUCACGUCAUUCUGGCCCAGCUCUGGGUAAGGAACCUGAAAGAAGGCAUCCAGGGAUGGGAGGAACUCCACUACCUGGGGAAGAAAGGAUUGGCUUUUCCAAUGCAACCUGUAAGCGGUGACUGUUAGCAAGGAACUUGGGACUACGGUGACAGGAGGGGCAAGAGCUCUUCUUAGCUCUGACUGUGUGUGCAUUUACUUUUCUAGGAUGGGUUGAAGACAGUCCCAUCCCCUUCUGAAGAAACCCUCUCCAGCCACAGCCCAGGACCCAGAUCAGCAGGCCCAGGGGCCCCAUGAAGCCAACCACAGCAUGACCUUGACCGGAGCCUGGCUCUCAUCUACCUGGAGGGUGAAGGAAGUCUACACCACAGGAUGUGAUUGCCUCUUUGCAGCGGCUGAACCUCAAACUCAAGCUUCAUUUCUACCUAGAUUACAAUAGUUAUUAAGUCCUUGGA